Messenger RNA from Austrofundulus limnaeus, 636 nucleotides. RefSeq names its product histone deacetylase 6. The record is from RefSeq and is a predicted model, not a curated record. Gene Ontology annotation, molecular function: histone deacetylase activity. NCBI's taxonomy places the organism in Eukaryota, Metazoa, Chordata, Actinopteri, Cyprinodontiformes, Rivulidae. Gene Ontology annotation, cellular component: histone deacetylase complex. Gene Ontology annotation, biological process: epigenetic regulation of gene expression.
AGUCCUGUACCUCAGCAUUCACAGGUAUGAAGGCGGUUCUUUCUGGCCUCACCUGCAGGAGUCUGACAGCAGCUUUGUCGGCAGCGGCCGAGCUGAAGGAAAAACCAUCAACCUGCCCUGGAACCAGACGGGGAUGAGCGACGCUGAUUACAUCACCGCAUUUCAUCAAGUUCUGCUGCCUGUAGCCUGCGAGGCCCUUCAUUGGCUGACGGUGAUGUCAUCAGAACAUCAUCCAGUGAGAAAAGUACGACGGUUGCUUCUCCCGCCUCCUCUCCUUCCAUGACGACGGGCCUGGUUUAUGAUGAGAGGAUGAUGGAGCAUGAAAAUCUGUGGGACAGACACCACCCUGAACAGCCACAGAGGGUCUUUAAGAUCUUUAACAAACAUCAGCAGCUGGGAUUGGUCGAUCGUUGCGUGCAGAUACCAGCUCGCCUGGCGACAGAGGAGGAGCUGGCCAUGUGUCACAGUGUGCAGCACAUCCAGCACAUGAAGGCAACGGCCACGAUGAAGCUUCGAGACCUUCACAGACUGGGAAAUGAGUUCACCUCCAUUUUCAUCAACAACCAAAGCUUCCAGUGUGCCCAGCUGGCUGCAGGAAGCUGCUUUAAUGCAGUGGAUAGCAUCCUGGGUGGACAG